Messenger RNA from Ipomoea nil (Japanese morning glory), 1282 nucleotides. Its product is annotated as 8-hydroxygeraniol dehydrogenase-like. Lineage: Eukaryota; Viridiplantae; Streptophyta; Magnoliopsida; Solanales; Convolvulaceae. The record is from RefSeq and is a predicted model, not a curated record. Gene Ontology annotation, molecular function: zinc ion binding; cinnamyl-alcohol dehydrogenase activity. The coding region runs from base 220 to 1101 and encodes 293 amino acids. The transcript is spliced from 5 exons. Gene Ontology annotation, biological process: lignin biosynthetic process.
AGCUAAACAGGGACGAUGUUGCCGAAUGCCUCCGGCGUCAGCCGCUACGUCAGGGCUCAUGGCGGCCACCUACUGACGGCUAUAGCUCUGAUCUAUAUAUACAACCAUGCCUGGCCUGCGUUAUCACUAAGCAAACUUCUUCACACUUCGAUAGAGUUAAGGUUUCUGAUCAUCACUCUGCUCUGCUCUAAGCUUUUUUUCUGAAAAAUCUCAAAAGAAAUGGCAGCUAAAUCAUACGAAGAAGAGCACCCAGUGAAGGCCUUUGGAUGGGCAGCCACGGAUUCCUCUGGGCUCCUUUCGCCUUUCAAGUUUUCCAGACGAGCAACGGGUGAAAAAGACGUGCAGUUGAAGGUUUUGUAUUGCGGCGUUUGCCACUCAGAUAUUCACCAAAUCAAGAAUGAAUGGGGCAACACUACCUAUCCAAUUGUACCCGGACACGAGAUUGUUGGUGUGGUGACUGAGGUCGGAAGCAAGGUCGAGAAAUUUAAGGUCGGAGACAAAGUAGGUGUGGGAACUAUAAUUGGUUCCUGCCGGAGUUGCGAAAACUGCGCCAACGAUCUCGAAGUUUACUGCGACAAAGUACUCGUGACUUACAACGACCCUGGAACAGUGACGUAUGGAGGUUACUCCAACAUCAUGGUCGCCGACGAGCACUUUGUGGUCCAUUGGCCGGAAAACUUGCCCAUGGAGGCUGCUCCUCUGCUCUGCGCCGGAAUCACCACUUACAGCCCCUUGAGAUACUUCGGACUGGACAAGCCCGGAAUGCACAUCGGCGUGGUGGGGCUCGGCGGCCUCGGCCAUAUGGCCGUUAAGUUCGCCAAGGCUUUUGGGACCAAGGUGACCGUGAUCAGCACCUCGGUUGGCAAGAAACAAGAGGCAAUUGAGCGUCAUGGUGCAGACUCGUUCUUGAUCAGUCACGACCCUAAGCAAAUGGAGGGUGCAGUGGGAACAUUGGAUGGUAUAAUUGACACUGUUUCCGUGGCCCAUCCUAUUUUGCCAUUGCUGAGUUUAUUGAAGACUAAUGGGAAGCUUAUCUUGGUGGGUGCAAUUAUUAAGUCAUUGGAACUCCCAGUUUUCCCCUUACAGGAGGAAGGAAAGUAGUGGGUGGGAGUGCUACCGGAGGAAUGAAGGAGACACAAGAAAUGGUUAAUUUUUCUGCAAAGCACAACAUAACGCCAGACGUUGAGAUUGUUCCAAUGGAUUAUGUGAACACCGCCCUGGACCGCCUUAUGAAAAACGAUGUUAAGUACAGAUUUGUGAUAGAUGUUGGGAAAACAUUAAA